AUGUCUUCCAUAUUUCACGUUCCAAUCCUUAUCCUUAUUGUGCUUAUUGCUUCACAGUGGUGGUAUUUAAAUCAAGAAAGAACAUUGAAUCAAUCAUCAUCACCAAAUAUCGAUCUCGGCUUACUCUCAAAGGAUUGUUCCUCUCAACUUGUUAAGAAUUUCUACUUUGAGAAGGCUUUGAGCCAAUAUAAGGAAAAAUGUCUUGUUGAAAAGAAGUGUGGUUCAGAAUCAUUAGAAGGUAGUGCUGAGAAUGUAAUUAAGCAGAUAGACGAAUUAGUUUCCAAUCAAAAAAAGCAAGCCUUGGAAAGAAGAUGCAACAACCUUAUUAUUCAUUCCGAAAAUGUUCAAAUUCUUCCAAAGCAAACAAUUGUUGAUCCAAAACUUGAUGCAAUUUGUGGUAAUUCAACAGAAUGCAUUCAAACUGUUCAUGAAAUGAUCAUUUAUCAUCAGGCCUUUGCUUUUGCAGUUCAAAAGCUAAAGUUGGAUCAAGAAAGUGUUAAGAGAUUUUUACAAUUACAAAUCACCAAUCUUGGAGAGAAGGCAAAUUCAAUUUUGGAAUUUAUCAGAAAUCCUCAAGGUAUUGAGGGUCCAUCUGGUUUUUCCAUUUCCUUGAAGCCAACACAUUCCAGCCAUCACUCAUUCAUCCAAUCAGUUUUUUAUGGUUUGAUGGCAUUGGCUUUGGGAUGGUUGUAUUUAAUGUUCUGUACAUUUGUUCAAGUAGAAGAUGAUUACUCGAAGAAAAUGGCAGAGGCAACUAGAGAGACAGAUGAAUUGAAAAAGAAAUUGAAAGAGGCAACAGUAAAGGUUCUCGAAAAAGAAUUGGAAAAAGAAAAACAAAAGAUUGAAGAGUACGAAAGAACUAUUACUGAACUCAAAAAUUUACUUUCCGAAAUGAAUAAUGAGUUGAUGGAAGACAAGUCAAUAGAAUUAGAGGCAGAACUGAAAGUUGUAAAGGAGUCUAACAGCAAGCUUUUGAAAUGCAUGGAAGAAAGAGAUGAACAGAUAACUAGCCUAGAGGAAGAAAUUAAGGGUUUGAAGUCUCAAACCGAAACUCUUUCUGAAGAGGCAAAGAACUUGAAAGAAUCAUUGAAAGAAAAGGAUAAUGAAGUUGUGAUAUUGACAGAAUUAGUGAAAUCUGAAGAUCAACUUUUGCAAGUUGACCAGGCUGAAAUUAACAAUUUGAGUAGUAUUGUUAAUCAAGCAGAUGAAGGAAUUACUUAUCUUAAAAACGAUUUGAAUACUAUUAGAACUGUUCUUGCUAGCACUGAAGAAAAGCUUAAUAAGUCUGUAAAGGAGAAGGAAAGAAUCUAUGAUGAAUAUGAAACUGUUCAAAGGGAUGUAAAGAGAUUAACAGAAGAAAAGCUUGAAAUGGAGAAGGAAAUCCAAAUGUUAAAGCAAAGAAGCCCUCGUACAUUCAAAUCUUCACCAUCAAGGGAGAAGGAAGAAAAUAGGCGAUUGAAGGAGAAGAUUGAAUUAUUGGAAAAGAAACUCAAGUUAUCUUUGAAAAAGAUUCCAUCUGAUCAAAAUCUCAUCAACAACCUACCAAUCAUCAAUACAACAGCUACCACGCCUUCCAGUUCUUCAACAAGUACUUCACCAAGCACUGAACAGGAUAAGGAUGAAUUAAUCAAACGAUUGAAGGAAAAGCUUGAAAUUAAGGAAAACAAAUUGAAGGCUGCCAUUGUGAGUAAGCUUGAAGUUGUUGAAAGACUCAAAAACUAUGAAGCAGAUGCUCACUUCAGCACAGCUUCUGUUGGACCUGGAGCUAAUCAACCACAUCAGCAACCACAACAACCAGUACAACAGAAAGUGGCAACUCCAAGAAAUAACAAGAAGAAUUUGUAA
Messenger RNA from Naegleria gruberi, 1845 nucleotides. RefSeq lists its product as uncharacterized. Lineage: Eukaryota; Heterolobosea; Eutetramitea; Acrasida; Naegleriidae. Bases 1 to 1845 code for a protein of 614 amino acids. The record is from RefSeq and is a predicted model, not a curated record. The transcript has 2 exons.